CGUUGCUGUAAUAUGCUUGUAGAAUUUUAUUUAAUUUAAAUUGUUUCCUUGAAGUGAAGUUUUGAAAGAAAGAGGGUAAAGGCCGUCAACCUAGGCGAUGCUGUCAUGUGUUCCAGGAUGUUUAAGAGCGACGUUUUGGAGCAUGACUAAUAUGUAGGAGAAGGACAUUUAGGCGUGAUUUAUGGAUACGUGUGUCAUUAUAUAUUUAACUAUUCUUUCGGUUGCAUUUUUAUGAGUUUCUACUUGUAGUAGAGUACAAUAUGGUAUAGUAAGUUACACAUAUGUCCUGAAGCAAAGGAAGACAGGACUGAGACGUUUAAGAAAUGAUAAUUUGUAAUUGACCAUAAAGUGGUGGCUCAACUUUCAGAGAAGAGCUGUGUGUUACGAAAAUUGAAGGUAAAAUGAAAAAGUGAAGUAACUUGCAUAAUCUCCAAAUACCAUAACCAGAAUGGACUCAUCAUAUUCCAGCGACAAUGGUAGGGUCAACAAGGAUGUUGACUGGGGAAGGUUUGGUCUUGGCAAACGAGAAGCAAGUUCACAACACCAACAACCAAGUGAUAGCAACAGGACUGACAGACUGCCAGGAGGAACUGAUUUUGGCUAUGAGUAUCGUUAUGGUCCAGGUGGUCACCAAGCUUCUGAAGUCAAUGAACUCUUUGCAGAAGAGCAGGGAGACAAACCAUGGUGGAAGUCACAGUUCUUUAUAUCAGAGCCAGUUCUGUUUGGAACAUGGGAUGGCGUCUUCACUUCAUGUCUGAUAAAUAUAUUCGGUGUGAUUGUGUUUCUGCGUUCAGGCUGGAUAGUGGGUCAAGCAGGUGUCCUAAAUGCAGUACUUAUUGUAUUUGCCACAGUGUCUGUGGCUCUUGUGUCAGUAUUAUCUGCUGUUGGAAUCUGUGAGAGAUGUCGUAUGGAAAGUGGGGGUGUGUACUUCUUGGUAUCUCAUGUGCUGGGUUCCAAGUUUGGAGGAGCUCUGGGACUACUCUAUGUUUUUGGGCAGGCUGUUGGAUGCGCUCUCUACGUCUUGGGAUUUGGUGAAUCUAUGGCAGGAUUAGUUGACUUAAACUCACCAUGGGCAGAACGAGGUUUUGCCAGUGCUGCAGUGCUGUUGCUUGGCGUGAUCAAUGUUGCAGGUGUCAAGUGGGUUAUAAAGCUGCAGUUCAUGUUAUUGCUUAUCCUUCUUAUGGCUGGAGGAGACUUUGUUGUUGGCAGCUUUAUCCACACAGAUAGUGAGAAUGGUUUCUCAGGGUGGAGGUCAGAAAACUUUGUUAACAAUACAUUUCCUGAUUUCCAAGAAGACAACAACUGGUUCACUGUGUUUGGAGUGUUCUUUCCAACUGUGACUGGUAUCAUGGCUGGCAUCAACAUGAGUGGUGAUCUGAAGCAUCCAUCUAGGGACAUUCCAAAUGGUACUUUGGCAGCUAUUGGCACAGGAACUUUCCUGUACCUCAUUUUUGUACUUGUUCUUGGAUCUACAUGUGAACGUGCAAAGCUUCUAACUGACUUCAUGAUAGCUGCCAAGGUAUCUGCGGUUCGCUUCCUUCUCCUGGCCGGCCUGUAUGUCUCCUCGAUGUCAAGUUGUCUGGCUGCUAUGUAUGGUACUCCUCGUGUCUUGCAGUCCAUUGCCAAUGAGAAUGUCAUCCCAGUCAUUCAAAUUCUAGGCAGAGGGCGUGGACCUAACAAAGUUCCUAUAUAUGCUAUGGCUGUAGUUGCAACAGUGACAUUGACAUUUAUUCUUGUUGGCAAGAUCAACACACUGGCACCAGUCGUUACCAUGCCAUUUCUUCUUACAUAUGCUGCUAUAGAUUAUUCAUACUUUGCACUGGCACAAACAUUUGACAUACAGUUGAGAAGAGAGGAACGAUUCAAAGCUCAGGAUUUCCAGAGCCCAACAUUUGAUACAAGUCCUCGUGGAGGUUAUGGAGCUGUGGGACAUAACCAUUCAGAAGCAGUUGAAAAGUUUGGCAAUGAUCUUGAUAAACUUUUCCCUGAAAGAACUCACCAUAAGAAACAUUGUGGAACGCAUAGCUCUGGGACAUCUAGUCUAGUGUCAUCACCAGAUGAACAUUCAAGUAUCCGAAGUGGGGAAGAAGAGGUUGGGAAGAGUCAGCAAGCGCGAGACACGCACAUUCAUUCAAAGCCAAAUAACUGGUACUCAGGGUUGUGCAACCGUUGGUUUUCCCUUGUGGGGGCCAUUGUGAAGCUACUCAUCAUGUUCUUGGUUCAUUGGGGCUAUGCUCUGGCUAAUAUUGCCGUGGUAUUCUUGGUGUGGUUCUACGUCGGACAUGCAAACCCUGCCGUCAAGCCCGGCCUAGCGUCUGAGUUCCGGUUCUUCACUUGGCUUAAGAAUGCGCUGCUCCGUUUAAUGGGUAAACGUGUACAAGAAUAUGAGCAGAUUGUGGUGACACCUAUUCAUCCAGGUGUAGAAGUAACCUCAGCUCAACUGAAUGAAGAGAAUCAAGAUUUUGCUUCUAGGAGACGCUAUCAUCAGUCAUCUACAGUCCAGGGCCAUUUUGUCAGUGUGGAUGAAGACUAGAAACUGUGAGUUUACUCACUGCUAUGCUCCCUUAUCUCUCAUCUUCUGGCCUUUUGUUUGGGGGUGGGGGGGAUUUAACGAGACAGAAAGAUCUGUUGAAGUGAGAAAAAUGAACAGCAUUGGAAAGGUGCAGUAGAUGUGAAGUGACAUUUUUUUGGAGAAACAGUGAACAUGUGAAAUGAAUUUUAGGAAUAGUUUGACAAAACAAGUAGUUCUCUGUUCAGUCUGCUCUCUGUUGAUUGUUGUUUUCUGGGCUAUAAUGCUGUGUGGUCCUGCAUUGCUUGAAGCGACAUUAUAGAGAUGUAAGUCAGAGACUGUUAGUGAUGACAAGUAGCACUAGAAAACACUAAAAAGUUCAUGUCAGUAUCACGGUUUGUGUUUGUGCUUUUUAAAGUUAAGAUUCUUCUAUUACAUUCUCUGUUAUGUUGGCUAAAGGAGAUUGAUAGUACUGGUACAGCUGUUGGGGUCAGAGUGUUAAAGAAGUCUGAUGAUAACAGACACAGAGGGUCAUUCUCUCAGUUAAGCAAGAUGGAAGCAGUACAAGACAGGGAUGGGAGACUGCUCAAAUGGUACUGUGCUCUGCGCACCAAUAGGGAGGGGGCAAUGCAUAUACUCUGAUAAAUAUAUAUGUUGACUUCAGGUCUUUCCUCCUUUUUGACCUUCACGAUGCAGACAGCAGGUUUUCAGAACGCUGAUCUUGACUCAACGUUGACACCCAAAAGGAUUUCAGUGCCAUUAUUUGCUGACCAAGUUUACUCAGAAUCCAUAAUAGGUGACACGGGUUUCCGACUCAUUGUUUUAUAGUCAUUUGUUGUCAUCCAAACCACUGCUGCCACCACUACCACCUUCAUCUUUAUCUUCCUUUUUCAGAGUUCUGUCAUUAUAGGUUUCCUUUUCCCUUACUGUACAACUGCUGAGCAUUGAAUUUCCUCCCAUCUUCUUGUAAAUCUUGUAUAAUAAUGGCUGUAUCUGUUUUCUCAGUAUGGUGUUGAGCCAACUUAUUUUCUCAGGAUUAUAUUGCCGGAAUAUUUUAUUUUCUCUGCCUAUGCAAUAUCCUCAUGUCUCUUGUUUCUCAGUUUGAUUUUGCAUCCAUUUUUGCCCAGUGAAUCAUGAAAACCUCUAGAAAUGUAUUUUUGAAGACUUCAACUGAACUUUUUCUCUCUGAUUUUAUACCCAGAUUCUGUCUCAUUAUUAUGUAUUAUGAUGUGUGUGUUUAUGAGGUAAUUUAAUAAUUUCUGAAUUCUUGUGUGUCAUAAACUUCAUACAUCUUUGUUGUUGAUCUAACUAAAAAAAUAAAACUGGCUUUUAAAUAAGAUAUUAAUUGAUACUGCACCUGGUAACCAACAUGAUAUGCUUAAAUAUAAUCGGCUAUGGCAAAGAGGAGGCUAAAGAUGGUACUGAAGUACUUCUGUUGGUCUCAAUCUUAUCUCACAUUCAAUUUAUUGCUCUUGUUAGGUUUUACCAUGACCUGUCCAUAAUGACACCUUCUGUAGAGACAGACUGCAAUCAUAAUGCCAUGCAGAAAGGUUUAUCUUCUGGUAACUGACCACUUUUCUUCAGGCUAUAUGUAAUUACUUUUCUCAAGUCGACAGUAGUGAUGUUUGAUGCUGUUGGUGGGAGGAGUUGUAACACUGUGUUUGGUGCCACUAAAUGUCAUGCUGUAUUACAGAACCGCAGAAGUAUCUCUUUACGUUGAACUCCAGUUUACUUCAUUGUUGUGGGGAAUGAUUAACAUAUUUUAUGAUUACUUCUAAAAAAAUAACAUUAUAUAUGUUUUAUGCUGUUCUGGACUGGCUCACAGAGUCAGCAAGCCAUUCUUAGUCAUGUCAUUUAUAGUUUGUAUGAGAGGUUGUUGAUCCUGUAGAAAACUGAUUAAUAUAGAAGUAAGGAAUUAUGAAAAGCCUCUGACAGACGGACCUAACAGAGCAGCGGAGGAUGGGACUGAAUGGUAGAGGAGAAUUGAGGAGGCCAUGGACCGAAUACGGACCUGAGAGCCAUAGAAGAAGAAGGAAUUAUGAUGUUGGCAACAGUAAUAAGUAAAUGUACAUGACAGCCACAUUUAUAUAUAAAAUUAUAUACAAAUCACGUAAUAUAAGUACUUUACUGCUUUUUACUUUAUUUUCAAUCAAUGAAUUAAUUGUUAAAUUCAUUCUUGGCAUGUUGACUUUUGAGACUCUUGAUGAAGUUAUCUUCAGCAUUGCCCUUUGAAAUCUGUUGUUUAUAAUGCUAAAAAUUUUGUGUAAUGUUUUUGUGCGGAAUGAAACCUGGAGCUGCUGUGUUUACUGUAGCCCUGUUAAGAUUGACUUAAUAAAAAUACAUAUCACUAACUGAAUUGUAAAUAGGAUAUUGCAAGUGGGAUGUACACAGACUACAUGAAGGCUAUAUUAAAGCCAUAUUUUUCAUAUUUACCAUAUUUAUACAUCAGUGUAAGAUGCAUUUUGAAAUAUGCGCCAGAAAUCCGUAGAAUCCUGAGCAAAAAAUAUAUAAAAUUUAAGACACAAAGAAGCUUAUUAUUGUCAUAAAGUCACUAAAGCAUUUCAUUGCUAUGUGAUUAACAGUGAGUUGAAGUUUGUAUCAUUCGUUACACAGUGUUUCUGUUGAGUUCACCUCAUCUGGAGUGAAAUUAGAUACGUUGUGUAUGACAUCAUGUCCAAUUGUAUCAGAAAUGUACCUUCACAUAUAUGUAGUAAAUAUUUUAAAAUAUUAAAUUAUGGGAGUGCCAGCCAAUAUUGAAGAAUAAAAGUAACUAAUAUAUUUAGCAUGAAUGUCUUAUGAGAUAAUUUAUAACAAUAAUUUAUUUUUUGAAAAUGUAUAUAUCUGUUUCUGAGUAAAUUAUGCAUUGUGAUUUAUA
Molecule: messenger RNA, 5384 nt
Organism: Zootermopsis nevadensis
Lineage: Eukaryota; Metazoa; Arthropoda; Insecta; Blattodea; Termopsidae
Product: solute carrier family 12 member 8
Biological process (GO): cell volume homeostasis; chloride transmembrane transport; chloride ion homeostasis
Cellular component (GO): membrane
Molecular function (GO): potassium:chloride symporter activity
Source: RefSeq, a predicted model, not a curated record